Molecule: messenger RNA, 1770 nt
Organism: Cucurbitaria berberidis CBS 394.84
Lineage: Eukaryota; Fungi; Ascomycota; Dothideomycetes; Pleosporales; Cucurbitariaceae
Exons: 2
Coding region: 1-1770 (589 amino acids)
Molecular function (GO): protein binding
Source: RefSeq, a predicted model, not a curated record
AUGUUACCCGAAAAUUGGAAAGAAUUAACCUAUCCUCAGCUCAAUCUGGACGACCACACUUUGGACAAAAACCUUCCAGAGUGUGCAACACCGCUUCAACGCAAGCCGGCCGAGAGGAGCGCUGGCGUUCUCGAAACACUCUCCCUCGAACUUUUGCAUUUGAUCCUAGCCCAGCUGGACCUCAUAUCCAUACUGAACGUUCGUUAUGUCAACAAGCGAUGUUCCGAUCUCACUGAUUCGCUACCGGAGCUCCAAGCUAUCGCACGUUAUGGCCAAAACGCGCUUCGUGGAUCACUUGCGAUCAAUACUGCAGCGGCAAUCACCGUGGAAAAGUUACAUCAACAGCUGUUCAAGAAAUCAUGCGAGAAGUGCGGAGACUUCGCGCCAUAUCUGUACCUUAUCACCUGCGCGCGAGUUUGCUUCCUCUGCUUGUCGAACGCUGAUCAGUACUGUCCCCUCGGAAUUGAUCUUAUCAAACGCAAAUACGGUCUCAACUACAGCAUAAUUCAAUCAUUACCUCAUAUGAAAUGCUUACCUGGGGUUUACUCACCUGGUGGAUGCAAGGUAUCUAGAGCAGUAGUCUUGUACGAUGCUUGGUCUGCUCUACAAGCUGCGGUCACCUACCACGGCUCUAGGGACAACCUCAAAACCUACAUCGAGAAAAGCCAUGCCGAAUCCAUGACUGCGUAUCAUCGAAGAACUCAGGAAGCUACUGAAGCAAACUUGAGAUUGCCUCGCUUACGAAAGCCUGCAAGUCUUUCCCCAUACGACCGCAAAUCGGCAAAUCCGCGCCGUUUUGUGGCCGUCAUCGAGCUUCCUGUCAUCAACAAGUCGUCUAAGGUUGUGGAUUGGGGAUUCUAUUGUAAAGCUUGUCGAAACGCCAACGAGUGGCCACGCGACUGGCGGGUGAGAUAUGAUGAGGAAACAUUUGAACAGCACCUCUUGGCCUGUGGACGCAUAGAAAAUGGGAUACAUCAGGCCAGUACCGAUCCUGACGACAUAAGCGAGUUUCGUCUUCUCGUAGACCACCAGCACAUCAAAUAUGUCACUAUCGACCCUUACAUCUUCGAUGACAUGGAUCUGAUCUUCGAGCCCACCUUAAUCAAUAUCCUUCGUCCUCUCCUACCAGCUGGAGAUUGGAAUCAAGCCCGCAUUUUUCAGGCGCCUUCUUCAGAAAAAUCCUCUAAUGGAGAUGUCGAAAUGCAAGUUGAAACCUCAACACAAAUGCUCCCUGGGAUCCGUGGGAUAUGGCAUUCACUUCAAAUUGACUAUCUCGAGUUGGAGAUUGGCAGCCGUCUUCGUAGCAAUGUGUACGAGGCUACAUCUUCGAACUUUCCGGGCCAAUUCGUUGUCAAGUUUGCCAGAUUUGGUUACGAGAUCACAAGACUAGAACGCGAGACAACCGCAUAUAAGUGGAUUGAUGGCCACAAAAUUGGACCUAAUUUCCUAGGUCAUUUGACUGAACAUGGACGAGUGAUUGGUUUUGCGAUGAGCAAGAUUGAAAAUGCUCGACAUGCGACACUGGACGAUAUAAAUAUCUGUCGACAAGCUUUGCGUAGGCUGCAUACACUCGGGAUCAAGCAUGGGGACACGAAUAAGCAUAACUUCCUCAUUCACCCACAUGGCGUUACGCUGAUCGAUUUCGAUUUCGCGGACCAGAACGCUACAGGAGCAGAGUUGAAUAAAGAGCUCCAUGGGUUGGGGCAGGAAUUCGCAGAUACCACAGGGAAAGGUGGUGUUGGCGAUCUUAUUGAUGGUACAGACUACUAA